Molecule: messenger RNA, 759 nt
Organism: Zychaea mexicana
Lineage: Eukaryota; Fungi; Mucoromycota; Mucoromycetes; Mucorales; Lichtheimiaceae
Product: 4'-phosphopantetheinyl transferase superfamily
Exons: 4
Coding region: 1-759 (252 amino acids)
Cellular component (GO): cytosol
Molecular function (GO): holo-[acyl-carrier-protein] synthase activity; magnesium ion binding
Source: RefSeq, a predicted model, not a curated record
AUGCGAUUCAAGUUUGAAAACGAUCGACGGUUAGCAUUAGCAAGCCGGCUGUUGCGCAGAUACGCGUUUGUACGAUACUAUGGAAUGACAUGGGGAUCGUUACGAUUUGUGCAAGCACAGAAGGGUGGAAAACCCAAGUUGGAGGGCUUUGAGGAUUGCUUUGACUUUAACGUGUCACAUCAAGGUGAUUGGGUGAUUUUGGUAGCCACCGACCAACGUGGGUGUCAAGUCGGUAUUGAUGCUGUGUGCACAGACAGCAUGCCGUCUUCCAUGACCGCUACUGCUCUUGUCGAUACUUUUGCCCCUCAGUUGGCGCCCAAAGAGCUCGAUAUGCUACGGAGCCAUCCACAUCCGAUCGAAGCCUUCUACGCGCUAUGGGCAUUGAAAGAAAGCUAUGUCAAGGCUCUGGGCAUUGGAUUAUACAUGGAUCUUCACAACGUGUGUUUCCGGAACAAGGCAGACAAGAUCGAAUUAAUAACAGGUCAGGAGAAACGAGGACGAACACAGGACGUAGAACCAUGGCAGUUCCAAUUGCAUUGGCUGGAUAACAGAACCAUGUCUGCCGUAUGCUGUUCCAAGAAGAACAAGAACAACGACAAUACGCAAACUACACAAUUAAUCGGUGAUUCAGCGCCAACCAUGCCGCAUCCAUUUGUCACCGUGACCUUUGCAGACCUCGUGGCCACAGCAGCAGCAGCAGCAGCAGCAACAACAACAACAACAACUGCAGCAGAAGCAGCGGCUUUAAAAUCUCUAUGA